AAAUCUUUGUUGCACUGUUUAUACAGGUUGGUGAGGAUGAUUCUGUGAUCAUUAUGACACAUGAACCAAAUUGGAUUCUUGAUUGGUACUGGAAUGAUGUUUCUGGAAAGAAUAUCGAGCACCUAAUAUGUGAUUACUUAAAAGGAAGGUGUAAACUUCGAUUGGCAGGGGACUUACAUCAUUAUAUGCGUCAUUCAUGUGUUCAGUCAGAUAAGCCUGUGUACGUACAACAUUUACUUGUGAAUGGUUGUGGUGGAGCUUUUUUACACCCAACCCAUGUCUUCAGUAAUUUUUCCAAAUUUUACGGAGCGGCAUACGAGAGCAAGGCAGCCUAUCCUUCUUUUGAUGAUUCAAGCAGGAUUGCACUGGGUAAUAUUCUAAAAUUUCGAAAGAAGAACUGGCAAUUUGAUUUCAUUGGCGGCAUUAUAUACUUUGUGUUGGUUUUUUCGAUGUUUCCACAGUGUAAGCUUGAUCACAUCUUGCAAGAUGAUUCAUUUUCUGGUCACUUGAGGAGUUUCUUUGGCACAGUGUGGAAUGCUUUUAUGCACGUGUUGGAGCACUCUUAUGUGUCCUUGGCUGGUGCUGUGGUAUUACUGAUAACUGCAAUUAUUUUCGUCCCUUCAAAAGUUUCUCGGAAGAAACGAGUAAUAAUUGGAAUCCUUCAUGUUUCUGCUCACCUGGCAGCAGCUCUGAUUCUUAUGCUGCUUUUGGAACUGGGUGUAGAGACAUGCAUUCAGCAUAAACUGCUAGCAACAUCUGGUUACCACUCUUUGUAUCAGUGGUAUCGGUCAGUGGAAAGUGAGCAUUUUCCAGAUCCUACUGGCCUUCGAGCUCGUAUAGAACAAUGGACGUUUGGUCUUUAUCCAGCAUGUAUCAAGUAUCUUAUGUCUGCUUUUGAUGUUCCAGAGGUAAUGGCAGUAACACGGAGCAAUAUUUGCAAGAAUGGGAUACAGUCACUCUCUCGAGGGGGUGCUGUCAUUUAUUAUGCUACUGUCUUCCUCUAUUUUUGGGUUUUUUCAACCCCUGUGGUUUCCUUGGUGUUUGGCAGCUACCUGUAUAUCUGCAUUAACUGGCUUCACAUCCACUUUGAUGAAGCCUUCUCCUCUCUUCGAAUUGCCAAUUACAAGUCAUUUACACGAUUCCACAUAAAGCCUGAUGGCGACCUUGAAGUUUUCACACUUGCAGUUGAUAAGGUGCCCAAGGAAUGGAAGUUGGAUCCUGAUUGGGAUGCUGAACCUAAACAGCCACAGCAGAUGAGCCAUCUAAGAAAAUUCCCAAGCAAGUGGAGUGCAGCUGCUGCUCAGCAGGACCCAGUUAACACUGUUAAAAUUGUUGAUCGCUUUGUGAUUUCACGUACAGAUAAGCCUGAUUCUGGAGUUGGUAAUGGGUCAGUUACUUGCUGAUCCGGGAUGCUCACGAUUUUAACUUCAUUUUAGUCCUCACCAUUUUUUUUUUACUGGGAAGAAAUGAACAAACAAAUCAAGGGAGGAAAUUUACUUCUCUUUCUGGCUUCGUGCAACUAGGCUUUGAUCUGUUCCAAUUUGUACAUAUAACUAGAUGACAUAUAUUUCUUUUGAAGAUUCAUUUUACAGUAUAAAGUAGGUAAGUAUCAAAUUGGCAUGCAUCAUUGGAGCUAUAGUAUGUAGUAAAAUCAUUUGUAAGCAUUUUGAGAGACUAGCAUUCUAAUACAUACAAUAUUCUGUAAGCAUGUUUAUGCAUUAGGAAUUUGAUGCAUAUAUGAAAGAUAAUUACUAUUCUCCAAA
Messenger RNA from Carica papaya (papaya), 1763 nucleotides. NCBI's taxonomy places the organism in Eukaryota, Viridiplantae, Streptophyta, Magnoliopsida, Brassicales, Caricaceae. The record is from RefSeq and is a predicted model, not a curated record.